GCGCACUCUGGGCUCCACAAUAACGUCGCUCAGUUUGACUCCGCACGAGCGCAGGGUCUGAACAUGAGACGCGGUUCAGACGAGGUUAACAUGCUGACAGAGAGAGGGGUGUUGUGUCGUCCCUCUGCACCAUGUCCUCCUGCACUCCUCCGUACGACACGUUUAUAACGGGUCCUCACACACACCGGGUCACAGUGAAACACUUCCGCAACAAGUUUGUCCAUGUGAGGGGUCCUGUAAUGUCCACGGAUCAGGAUAAAGAUUCAUUAUCGCUCAAAAGACAUAGAGGAGGUGAUGUUGGUCUGGAUGGUUUAGGAGGGCCCGGCUUGCUGCUGGGAAGUUCGGAUAAAAAGAAACGCAAGCCGAAUACACAGGCACCGUUGUUUGCCCCCCUCUCUGAAUACGCACCUCCUCUGAACCCGAGCUCCGAUCACCUGGUGGCUUCCAACCCGUUUGAUGAUAACUACAACCGUCCUCCUGCGUCUCUGAAACCCCUGAACAGCACCAACCCCUACUUCGGCCCGGCUCACUACCUUGGGCCCCGGGGUUAUGGGCUGCCCCGUGUUGUGUCGCACAUCCAGAACAGGAUGCCUGCUCCUUUUGGGUCUCAGUUUCAGAUACGGAACCAGACACAGCUGUUCGCCCAGAACCCGAUGGGUCCGAUGGGAUUUAACCGAGCGCCUGGGUUCAGUUACGCGCGUCCCGAGAACCAGGCCUUUGAUAAUCGAGCCGUGUUUAACAACAACGGUGGCAUGCACCAGCACUUCAGACCGGGUCCUGGAGAGAACGUCAACCAGCUUUCUCUUUCCAACGUGAACCAGAACUACGGUCCAGAUCCGACGUUCGGCCCAGAGGUGAAAACAGGUGGGAAUCGUCCUGCGGCUGUGAUAAAAUCUGCCCCAGAUAUGAGCCCUGGACUGAACUUCGCCCAGCCUGCGACACCUAAACAGGACCCGGGCGAGAGCGGAAACAAGAACACUACGCCUCGACGGAGACCGAGUCAGAUCUCAGAAGAGGGCGGAGCUCAAGUGAGCCAGGUGGAGCUUAAAGGGAAAAACAGAUCUAACGUAGAAGGACGUGUGGAGAAGAUCAACGGUGUCCUUCACUCCAACAUCGAGCUGCUAAAGAAGUCUCCUCAAGCUGUCACGGAGAACAUCGCGGAGAGGAACCGGCGAUUCGCCAACAGCAAAACCGGCUCGGUUGACAGCAAGAGACGUCGUCUGAGCGGCUCCGUCCCUUCUGAGCCCAUGUACCCGUGCGGGAUCUGUCUGGGUGAAGUGAACGACGAUCAGGAGGCCAUCUUGUGCGAAGCCUCAUGUCAGAAGUGGUUCCAUCGCGUGUGCACAGGAAUGACGGAGACGGCCUACAACCUGCUGACGGCUGAGGCGGAUGCUGUGUGGGGCUGCGACUCCUGCAUGGACGAGAAAGAUGGAGCACAGCUGCUCAAAACGAGGGAGGCGUUCGGCUCGACUACGGCAAACAGCGAUGGACAAACCUGAGUGCUGUGUGUGUGUGUGUCUGAGUGGCAUGAAUGCGAAAGUGUAACAAAUCACAAAUCCAUGCUUUAUUAUGUUAGAUCGUAUCUCCACGCAGCUACACUUCAUAUUUAUCACUGAAGGAACCUAAACACGGCCGGAACAUAAAGCGAGAUAGACACUCAGCGUUGGUUUAAGCCCCGCCCCUUUAUCUUACAUGAGUCGCUAUUUAAAUAUUUUAAAUUGGCGAGUGAUCCCGAGGGAUGAGAUGAUUUCAGUCUGGUGAUUUUAUUAAAAUGUUUAAAUUCUGUACAGUUACAGAUUUUAUCUCCACUGCUGUUGAUUUAUUUUUGUCAAUAUUACAGUAACAUUAGGUUGAAGUUUAAUGAGAGGGGGAGAGAGAGAGGGAGAGAGAGUGAGUGACAGAGAGAGAGAGUCAAUGACAGACAGGGAGAGAGAGACAAAGGGGAAGACAGAUUGGGACAGAGAGAGAGAGAGAGAGACAGAAAGGGAGAGAGAGAGAGAGAGAGACAGACACAGAGAGAGAGACAGACACAGAGAGAGAGACAGAGAGAGGGGGAGACAGACAGGGAGAGAGAGAUAGACAGACAGAGCCUUGUUGCGUACACCGAAGCCGUGUAAAUGAAUACUGACGCCGUGUGGAGACUUGACUGUACAUCCAUGUCUUCUGAGGUCAGAUGUCUUCCUGUGGCACAAGCACUCGCUAUCUCCAUCAUCUGUUGUAGAAAUUCAUUCUACCAUCUCUAUUUUUUCCUCAGCUUUUCCUCCUUAUUUGGUUCUGGCCAAUCAUUUGUUCUUAUACUUUAAUGUAAUUAUCGAGAGAGAGAGACAGAGAGACAGAGAGAAUAGUAAUAAUAAUAAUAUUGUACAUUUAUUAUUCUAUAGCGCGUGCACUAAAAUGCUUCUUCAUCAUUGAUGAUCAUUAAAUGGUAUUUUUAGUGGUUUAUUUUGUUUUAUAUGAGAGUUUGUUACUUGAAUGUAGAAAUAAUUGCACAGAAUAUAUCCAGGAUUUAUGGAUAGUAAAUAAACGGAUUUAUAUUUCUUUAGUUUUUAUUAUUAUUAUUAUUAUUAUUAUUAUUAUUAUUAUUAUUAUAGGCUUUUGCUCUUGACCGUAUUAUAUGCUGCAGAUGAUGAUCAGAACUCGUCUGCUCCCGUGCCGAUCUGUUUCAUAUCCGUUGUUUAUGACAUGCAAAAGUUUGUACACCCUCGAACACGACACCGGGAAGCUCUCGGGAGCGAUUACCGAUUUAUUGCUCUUUUAAUGUUGUUAUAAGUCCGGACAAUUCCACUCAGAAAUCUGUGGCAUAAUUUACAAACUUUAUAAAUCCGAAUGUCGACGUAACAACCAUGACAUGAUCAUUUUAACGUGCGUCAUGAUUACGUGGUAUUGAGUGAGAAUUUUCAGAGAUUUCUGACAGAAUUGCUGAUCCGAGUCGUAACACAAGAAAUUCACUUUGAAAAAUGUCAGCUUUUUUUUUAAACAAAGUUAAUUGAGAGAAUCUAUUUUUACUGUUGCUGCUGUAAAUAAAGAAAAAUGUGACGAUGAUGAUG
Molecule: messenger RNA, 3047 nt
Organism: Tachysurus fulvidraco (yellow catfish)
Lineage: Eukaryota; Metazoa; Chordata; Actinopteri; Siluriformes; Bagridae
Gene: pygo1
Product: pygopus family PHD finger 1
Exons: 4
Coding region: 132-1499 (455 amino acids)
Source: RefSeq, a predicted model, not a curated record